Annulohypoxylon truncatum is the source of this 3644-nucleotide messenger RNA. Its product is annotated as tRNA ligase. Bases 373 to 2964 code for a protein of 863 amino acids. The transcript has a single exon. Gene Ontology annotation, cellular component: nuclear inner membrane. Gene Ontology annotation, biological process: tRNA splicing, via endonucleolytic cleavage and ligation. Gene Ontology annotation, molecular function: RNA ligase (ATP) activity; phosphoric diester hydrolase activity; GTP-dependent polyribonucleotide 5'-hydroxyl-kinase activity. The record is from RefSeq and is a predicted model, not a curated record. NCBI's taxonomy places the organism in Eukaryota, Fungi, Ascomycota, Sordariomycetes, Xylariales, Hypoxylaceae.
CUAGCUGCAAAUAUUUGAACUUUGGAAGAAACUGAGACCUUCAGACCUUCAAUGUUACAACUUACCUACCUACAUGAACACUGCACGGUACAUACAUCAACGAUCAUUCUAAACACUGCAUACAGUACGCAGAUUGACUAACGGCAAAGCUUUCAGUGACUCAUGCCGGCAAGCUCACAAGCACUUGUCCACCGAACACAGCCUCUUCAUCCACUAAAGCUUGACGUACCUAACUCGUCCGAACCACACAACGCAGAAGAAGGUCCAAGUUACUCGUGAUAUAAAUUACUUGGUACUCUUCUUGCCUAUUGUUGAUAUUUUUUUCGGAUACCGCAGUCACAGGUGGAAACAGAGUUUUGUCGUAACCAAUCAAUGUCACCGUCUUGCCACAGGGUUUAUAGAGCAUCCUGCACUAUCAACCGUCAACUCAUUCUCCCCCUCACCCGUCUACCCCGUACUUCACCUCUACAUCUGAGACAUCAUACACUACAAAGGAGCCUCACUGGACCCCAGCAGAGGGUUCAGUUUAGAGCUAUUCGCCAAGUCAAAUCCUCAUCUAUUUUGCAACGCCAAAGCUACGCAACUAUGGAGUCUGGAAUACCAUAUCGUGAGCAAGACCCCCAGGAGGUAGCAAACCUCGUCCGAGACCUGGGAAACAAGACCGUCAAGACCAGGAAGACCACUUACGAGGUCAAGGGAUCAGACGGUAUCACCGUCGAUUCUUGGCGUUACAACGAUUGGGAUUACAAGAAACGCAAUUUACCUACCUAUGCCCGAGGUCUAUUCACAACAAGGAAUCGCAACGGUCAUCACGAGAUUGUAGUGAGGGGCUAUGACAAGUUCUUCAAUACAGGCGAGGUCCGGGAAACCGAAUGGGCGAAUAUCCUGACCAACACCAAAGGCCCGUACGAACUGACUCUAAAGGAGAAUGGCUGCAUUAUAUUCAUCAGCGGCCUUGAAGACGAGACUCUCCUCGUGUGCAGCAAGCACGCUACAGGGGACCGUAGCGAUGUCGAGAUCAGUCACGCAAGUGCUGGUGAGAGAUGGGUCGACAAGCAACUAGCUACUCUCGGCAAGACCAGACAAGACUUCGCACGGGAAUUGAGACGUAGAAACGUGACCGCCGUAGCCGAACUCUGCGACGAUUCUUUUGAAGAGCACAUUCUCGCAUACGGUCCAGAGAAGGCCGGCCUUUACCUUCACGGCAUUAAUGUCAACGUACCUGAGUUCAUGACCUACUCUAGUAGUCGUGUCCAACAGUUUGCCGAUGAAUGGGGCUUCCGUAAGGUUGGACUUCAGACAUACGAUAACGUCAAUGAUGUGAAGACUUUCUUGGAGAGUGUUGCAGAGACAGGGGCUCAUGAAGGCCGAGACGUUGAGGGAUUUGUCGUCCGCUGCAAAAUGUCCACUAACCCAGGACAGGAACCCUAUAAUGAUUGGUUUUUCAAGUACAAAUUUGAAGAACCGUACUUGUUGUACCGGCAAUGGCGAGAGUGCACCAAGGCCUUGAUCGCCGGAAAACCUCCCAAAUUCAAGAAACACGUUAAGAUUACGGAAGAGUACCUUUCGUACGCACGUAAAAGGCUCAGUGGCGACUCUAAUUUAGGGAAGGAAUACAACAAGAACCACGGCAUCAUCGCCCUUCGUGAUGAUUUCUUAGCAUACAAGCAUAUGAAGGGUUCGGACGCGGCUAACAUCGAGAACGAAUUUGGAAAUAACGAAUCAGGAUCCGUUUCUCGGGAUAUUGUCCUUGUUCCUAUUGCUACCAUUGGUUGCGGCAAGACCACAGUUGGCAUCGCCCUGACCCAUCUUUUUGGCUGGGGCAUAGUCCAGAAUGACAACAUCCAGGGAAAGCAACGCCCUGCUCAGAUGGUCAAGGCCGUUAAGAUGCUCCUACCAGAACAUCCUGUCGUCAUUGCCGACCGAAACAACUCGGAACGCCGAGAACGAGCUCAGAUCAUCAAAGACAUCCAGUUUCAAAAUAAGGAUGCACGACUAGUGGCUCUAAAUUUUGCCCAUGGUGAUAUCGACGAGACUAGGAGAAUUACUAGAGAACGAGUGUUAAAACGAGGAGAUAACCAUCAGACUAUCCAAGCCGCUUCGGACGAGGCCAAGGUGAUUGGGAUCAUGGAGAAUUUUAUCCAGAGAUUCCAGCCCUGCGACCCUGAGAGCGAUCCAGAUAAUGGCUUCGAUCUAGUCAUCGACCUAGAUCCUACUCAGGAUAGCCGUGCCAAUGUGGAGACGGUGGUCAGGGAAUUACAUCGGAAGUACCCAGCGUUGAUCACGAAGUUUCCAAGCGAUGAAGAGAUGGACGAGGCUGUCAAGGCUGCAAUCGAGAAUUAUAAACCGGAUCUGAGGCACAACAUCCCUGACCGAAAUAAAGGACGGGAUAAGAAACAGAACCAGCAAGCUAAGAAUCAGGAGCCACAGGCCCCUAAGAAGAAGGCUUUGGAAUACAUGUCCAUAUCUGUUCCCGCUAAGGAUAUCAAUGUGGCUCUCGAGGCAGCGUUUAAGGGCACUGACCCCCAAACCCAACGAUUUUAUAAGCAAUUACAGCAGACCCGACGUAUUCAACCGCUUUUCCAUGUGACGCUGAUGCACCGCGCCUCAGCCAAGGAACACCCGGAGCUUUGGCAACGAUAUACGGCACUAGAAGUCGAGAGCCAGAGCCAGGAUGGGAAGAUUAGUGAAUGCGACGUCCAACUAGAGCGUGUGGUAUACGACAAUCGCAUCAUGGCCGUGGUCGUGCGAAUUCUUGACGAGGAACAGAAGUGGACUUGUGUUAACAAGGUGCCUCAUAUCACGAUCGGCACGCGCGAUGAUAGCGUCAAGCCCAAGGAAAGCAACGAUCUGCUUGCGAAAUGGCUCCAGGAUGGCAGCGGAGGUGACACAGGUAUUGGGGAGAGAUUGAUAGAGGGCCAGACCGUGGUGAAGGGUAGCGUACGCGGCGUGCUGUCGAGAUAGGAAGCCGUUCAGCCAGAGCCGCAACCGUCGUCCGAAGGCCACGAAGGUGAAGGUCCCCCUCGGGGUGGCAGGGGUGGAAGAGGAGGAUCCCGCGGAAGGGGUCGAGGUAGAGGCAGAGGUGGAAACAGAGGUGGAAACAGAGGUGGAAACAGAGGUGGAAACAGAGGUGGAGAUCAAGGCGGAAGAGGAGGUGGCAAUGUGAAUGGAGACAAAGGUAAUCAGGAUGGUACAAGAGAUACGAAAGGUAGAGGUGGUGGUGAUAGAGGUGGUAGGGGUGAUCAAGGUGGUAGGGGUGAUCAAGGUCGAGGUAGAGGCGGAAGAAACAGAGGUCGCGGAGGAUACAGAGGCGGUAAAGGACCAAGUGGAGCGGACGACAGAGCUCAAGAGAGCAGAGCCCAAGAGAGCAAAGCCCAGGAGAACAGAGACCAAGGAGUCGCAAAUCAAGGCGAGAAACGUUCAAAACGUGUGUUGACUGCCGAAGAACGCAACGACUCAAUACUGGCAUGGCGAGAAGGAGUUGAGAAGUAGGCAAUUACCAUAUAUAUACUUGGUUAUCCUAACCCUGUCAUCGCAAACGCUAUAUUAGCUUAAGGCUAUCUGAAGAUAGUCGGCGACGAUUCUACUAUAUCAUAAAUAGUAGCUAACAAAAGGCGCACAAAUUAAGAAACUGUUAUUAUAUA